Messenger RNA from Thalassophryne amazonica, 1815 nucleotides. RefSeq names its product exonuclease 3'-5' domain containing 1 (gene exd1). The record is from RefSeq and is a predicted model, not a curated record. The transcript is spliced from 12 exons. Gene Ontology annotation, biological process: nucleobase-containing compound metabolic process. Gene Ontology annotation, molecular function: nucleic acid binding; 3'-5' exonuclease activity. NCBI's taxonomy places the organism in Eukaryota, Metazoa, Chordata, Actinopteri, Batrachoidiformes, Batrachoididae. The coding region runs from base 20 to 1708 and encodes 562 amino acids.
GCUCUUACAAGACUGGAAAAUGACGUAUUUAGAAGACGACUUACAGUUCAUCGAGGCCCUCAAAGGAAAACGCAUCAAACUGACUCUGAAAAGUUCUUCGUACCUCGGUGUCAUUCAGCGCAUCAAUCCGAACAAAACGCUGGUUUUAGCAGACGUUGCAAGUGGCAAUAAUGGCUGUAAACUACCUGGCUGCAGACUGUUCUUCGGGCAUGAGAUUUUGAAUGUGGAGUUUCCCAGUGAAACAAGCAGAGAACACAGAGUCGUUGAGGAGCCCAAACCUGAGGACUACCUGACGGUGAAAGAGUUUCAGCCCUACAGGAACACAUUCACUUUGGAUGUUGAUGAUGAUGAGGAGUUUAUUCACUUUGUAGUCAUUAAUGAGUUUCAUGACAAGUUUGGACAAGCUGUGAUGCACAUCAAGAAGGCACAUGUUAUUGGUGUUGGAGCCGAUGGACUCGAUAGCAUGCUCGGCACACUUUGUUGGCUGCAGAUUGCCACUAAAAAAAAAGUCUACGUGUUUGAUGUUCUGACACUUGGAGCACGAGCCUUUAAGAACGGCCUCAGUAUGAUCCUGGAAAAUAAGCACAUAUUAAAGGUCAUUCAUGACUGCAGAGCCAUUUCUGGGUGCCUGAUUGGUCAGUUUGGAGUAAAGCUAACCAAUGUCUUGACACACAGGUAUACAGUGGCAGAUGUCAUGUGCUUCUACUCGGAGACUGGAGGUUUCCUUCCAGACAGAGUCAGUACACUGCAGGAGGUGGUGAGCCUCCAUCUGAAGGUGCCCUCCUCACAGCUUUUGUCCCUUCAGAUGAAGUCACAGCUCACCUUGGAGGAGAGGGAGUUGUGGUACAAGCGUCCCUGUCCAGUACCUCUGCUGAAGGUCAUGGCUCUAUCAGUGAUCCACCUGCAGCCGCUCAGACUCGUGCUGCUGGAUACGCUCAUGACGGACUACAUGGCCCUGGUGGAUUCCUACCUCAACAACAGCUACUAUGAACCUGGUGACCUGGAGCAAAUCAUGAGCACUGCGCUGGAGUUACCAAAGGAACUCAGACAGCUCCAGGAAAUGCGUCGUGAGCGCCGUGAGUGGGCUGCUGCUCGUUACCCUAUCACAGAGAAAGGUCUGUUAGCUCGCUUUGAACCCCAGCCUCAGUCUCCACCACAGACCUCAGCUUCUCAUGAGGAGACUUCAUCAGAGCAGAUGGACCUUCUCCAACACCAGUCAGCUCCAGAGCCCUGUUUGGUCAGUGAAGAUCCCUCUUUAAAAUCUGAGGGUGGCCAUCUUACCCUUAAGCAAGCAAGUCAGGAUCCAUCUCCAACCACUGGGCCAUACCUCAGAGAAAUGAUGUCUGUCAGCAGCCCCCUGACUCUUGCUGCAGUUCGAGGACCAUCUGUGGUCACGGUGGGCAGAGGGAGGUUCUUUGAUGGAGACCAGCAGCCAUCUGCCUUCCCCUCUAUGGGAAGAGGCUUUAUUCUCCAGGCCUCACCAGCUCAACUGCAAGGUGAGAUCCCUGGACAUAAGAAAACAUCUAGCGGGAUGGAGGUGGCUCCUUCAUGCCGUACUGCAUCUUGCCAAGAAUCGAUGUUCCAGUUUUGCCCCCCUGCUAAUGCCGUUACCACAGACUCUCCUGGGACAGAAGGCGAUGGUGUAACACCUCCUCCGCAGCCCCGCUCACUCUCACUCAGCCAGUCCUUUGGCUCUUUUAGACAUUAAGGUUGAUGCUGCAAAUUAAUGGCAUGUUGGUCAUUAGUUUGACCACUAGAUGGCAGUAGCUGUUCUGUUUUUGUGCAAAGAUUUGCAACGUUAUCAGGUUAAAGAAG